Molecule: messenger RNA, 857 nt
Organism: Prunus persica (peach)
Lineage: Eukaryota; Viridiplantae; Streptophyta; Magnoliopsida; Rosales; Rosaceae
Product: pentatricopeptide repeat-containing protein At1g76280-like
Exons: 5
Coding region: 168-641 (157 amino acids)
Source: RefSeq, a predicted model, not a curated record
UUCUCAUAAAGAUUCUGUUGGAAGUUGAUGACAUUGAGGAAGCAUUGAAUCUUUUGGAUCAAGCCAGUUCAGAACGCAAUGAACUUGAUACCUUGCUAUUUAAUACCAUUCUUGAAAAAGCCUGUGAAAAGGAAGUGAUUGAGGUAGUUGAAUUUGUCGUUGAGUGGAUGCACCAAGAAAAAGUCCAGCCGGAUCCAGCGACCUGCCAUUUUGUUUUCUCUGCAUAUGCCAACAGUGGUUUUCACAGCACGGCCAUGGAAGCACUGCAGGUUUUGAGUAUGCGCAUGAUAUGUGAAGAAGAUGGCAGCUUUCCAGAAAAGGCAGAAUUUGAGGAUGACUUCAUCUUUGCUGAAGACUUGGAAGCUGAAUCACGAAUAGUACAGCUUUUUAAAGAUUCUGAAGAGAAGCUUGCUGUUGCCCUUUUGAAUCUAAGAUGGUGCGCCGUGCUUGGCUUCCCAAUUUCAUGGUCAUCUAAUCAAAGCCCUUUUGAAGACUGUCAUCUAACUACACUGCCAGGUGGCAUUAUGACUCCAGUGAGUUUCCCUUUAUUAUUAUUUUUGGUUGUGGUCGAACGAAGCGUAAGGCCUCCUCAGGAAGAAGGGGUGAGAGGCACAGAUGAGGUCUUGAUCUUUUACCGCUGAUUUUUUAGAUUUGUAUUAGGCUAGGAUAUUUGAGAAAAUUAGGGGAUGCCCUUUUAUCUUUUUUGGUUCAUUACGUUAUUUUGUAAGCUACUGCUUUGUAUAUUUAAAAGGUGAAAUCGUACUGCAGUUCUCUAAACAGGAUCAACUGUGCCUAGGAGGAGGCGGCGGCAUGUUUUGUUGUUAAUUUAACAAAAAGCACAAAAAAGCAUUGAUAUU